CCGACCAUCAAACCCACCAUCCUAGCAACGGAAUUCCGGCCACAGGAGCAAAUCAAAAACAGCGCCCGCCGAACGAAGAGAAGAGCGACAUAGGUGUACUGAUUGUUUCGCACCUUCCAACCACACUCUCAUCGCAACUAGCCAGCUGCCCGCAAUAAGCGGUACAUUCUAAAAUGGUCGCCAGCGAACCCGAGGAAGACGUUGCGAAGCAUCCGCCAGCGAUGGAAAGCAAUGAAGCAACAACCCCCAGCAAGGCUUCCUACCGGCAGGAAGUGUGGACGGCCAUGCGAAUACGCCUCUUCCCGCAGGGUCUUCCCUCGAACAACUUCAUCAACAGAAAGAUACCGUUCUUCCCGGAAGCGGAACAAACCGCCGAACGGUUGGCCGAAACACCCGAGUUUAAGGAAGCCAAGAACGUUAAGGUUAACAUCGACAUGGCACAGGAGACGGUGAAGCUGAUCGCGCUCAAGACGAACAAAACGCUGUUUGUGGCACCGUCGCAAAAAUCCGACUACCUGUACGCGAAGAUCAAGAUGCCGAAGGGCGGCGGCGGAGAGGAGGAGGAGGUGUCGCUGGUGCAACAGAAACGUAUCGUUAAGAUGCUGGGCGGCGAGGACACAUACGAGGAGCUCGGUAUCGAUCAAAUGGAACCACUCGACAUGGUUGUGGUGGGUUGUGUGGCCGUUUCGCAAACUGGCCAGCGCAUUGGCAAAGGCAACGGUUACGUCGAUCUCGAGAUUGCGAUCCUGAUGAGCCUCGGUGCGAUCACAGCGAAGACGGUGAUCGCGACGACGGUGGCCGACGAGCAGCUGUAUGACACGCUACCGAAUGAGCUGUUCCAGCCGUACGAUUUCACCGUCGAUCUGAUCGUCACGCCGACGCGAGUGGUGCGGGUCCCGCCGCGAAAGGAACCGCGCGCCAUCGGUGUCCAGUGGAACCUGCUUUCGUCCCGCCGGCUGGAAGUCGUACGGGUGCUGAAACGGAUGAAGGAACGCCUGGAGGCGGAGGGUCAGGUGAUCGUGCUGAAGGAGGAGGACACGGAUGUGGAGAGCUUCCGGAAGACGCGCACGCAUGGGGGCGCGACCGGUGGUCAUUCGGAGCGGCGCAGGACGAACAAUCGUCGCCGGCGGUACACCCGCAACGGCCACGCCGACUCGAAGGAGGGCGACGAGGCGGGCGAGGGCGAGGCUGGUGGCGAGCGGGGCUCGGGCAGGAUGCGCCGGAAGCGGUUCAAUACGCGCCGAAACCGCAACACCGGCCACGAAGGCGGGCCAGAGUACGAGCAGAAGGACGGUGAGAAUGGUGGAAGUAGCGAGCCGCGCCCGCAGGACGCACCGAAACAGGGUGGGCGGAUGCGAACGGGAGGUAAGGCACGGUCGGGUGGUGGCCCCGGUGGUGGUCCACCGGAAGCUCGCCCCAAUCGCCAGCCAAAGCCGCACCUGCAGGCGGGCGUUCGAAUCCGCGUAUCGAACAUGUUCUCGGUGCGCUUCAAGGACUUCAAGGACGAGCUGCGCGCCCGGGACUGCUACCCGGCGAAGAUCAACAAGGGCCGGUACGGGAAAUGUAUGCUCAUCUUUUCGAAGCAGGACGACGCCGAAGAGCAAACGCUGGCGGACGAGCUGCUGCAGAAGCUGGCCCACAUGCGCAUCGCGGUACCACAGAAGGGCGGUGCCGAACCGAAGCAGGUCGAGCUGAAGUGUGAGCUGCUCCAACGGCGCCGUCACGACGGUGGCUACUCCGCCCGGAUGGAAAAGGAAUCUCCACUGUACGGGGCAAAGGAGCUGGUGGCAAGCGCGGAGGAGCGGUCCGCAAAAGCGGUGGCAGCCGCGGUUGAAGCGGUGUCCCUGACGGGCCAAUUCCUGCAGCUGCCCAACUGCCUGCAGGAUGUCGCCGAGGUGGCUGACCGGAUCGCGGACACGGCCUCGGAAGCCGCCCGCUUUUCGCUGGAGGUCGCCCUGAUCAUCCACAAUGCGGCAGCCAGAAUGGCGGCCAAGUUCGAGCUCCCCACCACCGCCAUCGCCACCGCCGAUAAGCAACCGCCCGCGGAUGAACCAGCGACACCGCGGGACGCGAAGCGGGCGUUGUUGCGGGGUGCCGUGCAGGCGGCCACAGACGCGGCCAAGGCGACAACGAGCGCGGCGGAGGAGACGGUCAGUUUGACGUUGGAUGUGGCCAAGGUACCGAAGGAGGAGGCGGCGGCGGUGGCCACCAAGGUGGCGGAAGCCGCCAAUGUGACCACCAAGGCGGCAGGUGCGGCCGUUUCCGCGCUAAAGACGAUGUUGAAGGUGGUGGCGGAGGUCGCGGAAGUGCUGCUACCGGGUGGGGAGACACAGGAGGACGACAAGCUGGACAUCAAUAGGGUAAAAGAGUAGGUGUCCUUUUUUUUCCCCUACACGGCGGCGACGGCGGCGGCAGCAAUCAUGCGACAUAACCCCAAAAAAACGUUCGGUUAAUAAGAUAAUGUUACCCUCGUUGCUGUUGUCUUAACCACACGCCUACAGGCGACGGAACUCAAUCGGCAGCCAUUUUGCUAUCAACCAUCUUUUUUUUCAUUAACUUUUCUACGAGCUUAUUCUGCUCCUUACUCAUUCACGAGAUUCAAAUUAUACACGAGAAAGCUAUAGGGCGAGCAAGCGAGAGACAAGUAUGUGUAUGUUUUUUUUUUACUUUUCGUUUCAAGUUCGCGAGUUUUAGAAGCCUCUUCCAGUGCUUCGUUUAUUUCUUUAAAUUUUUUUGACUUUUCUCUUUCUUUUCAAUCAUAAAAGAACCGGCAUGAUACGGAAAUAUGUAAGAAAAGUCUCAAUCUAAUAUAACACACAUACACAGCUACGACGACGCGUGUGCGAGAGCUCGCUCGAAGCCCUCCCCCCCAAUGGAUAGGAAUUGAUUAAAGGAAGGAAACUCAAUGCACACUGGUUUCUUUGCAGGCGUUAGAGGUUUCUGGCAGGUUUUUUUCUUCUUUCUUACAAAACGUAAACAACGUUAACGACAAAACAAAAAAACAGAGGGAACGAGAACCCUAUUUCAAUUGCAAAAGAAUAGAAACUAGAGCACACAGAGCUAAAAGGAGUGUAUUUGCAGCGUGGAAAAGGAACUUAUUUAUGCGAAAAGAAUUAUAUUGUUUUGAAGUAUACUUCGUGAAAUGGAAAUACAAACCACAACACUCCCACGUGCACGCUCGGAUGCGCGUGGCUCGAUA
Molecule: messenger RNA, 3199 nt
Organism: Anopheles nili
Lineage: Eukaryota; Metazoa; Arthropoda; Insecta; Diptera; Culicidae
Gene: lost
Exons: 5
Coding region: 174-2372 (732 amino acids)
Cellular component (GO): cytoplasm
Source: RefSeq, a predicted model, not a curated record